Molecule: messenger RNA, 395 nt
Organism: Macadamia integrifolia
Lineage: Eukaryota; Viridiplantae; Streptophyta; Magnoliopsida; Proteales; Proteaceae
Exons: 2
Coding region: 60-395 (111 amino acids)
Source: RefSeq, a predicted model, not a curated record
AAGAAAUCCUGUCUAACAUUGCCAUUUUGGAGGAUUCUGUUUCAAAACUUGAGCAAGAGAUGGUUUCAUUGCAUUUUCAACUUAGUCAAGAAAGAAAUGAACGGAGACUUGCAGAGUACCAUUUGAAACAUUCCUCUUCUCAGUCUCAAUUUUUUUGCUCCCCCGAAAAGAUGAAAGAACCAGAUGCAGUGGACUAUGGCAUGCCCGUCCAAGAGCAGAAAGUAUCCAGACAAAUGUUUCAACAUGUGGUGGGGAAGCUUACCAAGGAGGUGCCUAGUAAGGGCCUCUGGAAUUGCCCUAAUCAGCUGUCAGAGGAUAUGGUUCGUUGUAUGAGAAACAUAUUUCAUAUUGCUGGUGGGUUCUUCUGUUGUAUCAUCCAAUUCAUCUGCAUUUGA